Nilaparvata lugens (brown planthopper) is the source of this 2143-nucleotide messenger RNA. Its product is annotated as prolyl 4-hydroxylase subunit alpha-2-like. Gene Ontology annotation, biological process: peptidyl-proline hydroxylation to 4-hydroxy-L-proline. Lineage: Eukaryota; Metazoa; Arthropoda; Insecta; Hemiptera; Delphacidae. Gene Ontology annotation, molecular function: protein binding; procollagen-proline 4-dioxygenase activity; iron ion binding. The record is from RefSeq and is a predicted model, not a curated record. Gene Ontology annotation, cellular component: endoplasmic reticulum.
UAAGAAGACAGAAUUCAACAACGCAAUCAAGUUUUCUCUAACGUGCGUACAGUAUACGAGUGAUGAAAUUGAAACUGAAAACUCCUGUUGAAAAGUGAUUUUUGCGGCCAAAUCUAAAUAUAAACUGUAGUUUUUUUAUUCCAAGUUUAAUCCAACAAAGCAAACAAAUAUUUCUUUAAAGAGCAUACAGUAUAAAAGUGAUAAAUCGUACUUUGUUCAGUUUAAUCCAACAACACAAUCAAGUUUUUCAUCAACAAGCAUACAGUAUACGAUUGAUGAAAUUGGAACUGAAAAGACUUGUUGAUGUAUGAUUUCUUUGGCCAAAUCCAAAUAAGUCUGUAUUUUUUCAUUUCAAGUUUAAUCCAUCAAAGCAAUUUAGUUUUUCUUCAACGAGCAUACAGUAUACAAGUGAUAAAAUAGUAACUAAAAAGAGUGUUGCAGUGUGAUUUUUCACCGAACAAAAAUUGAACUUUGUUAAAUAUUCGUGUGGUUGCCAUGAGGUUAUGCAUGGUGGUUUUGUUACUGUUUAGUGUAACCGUGAAAGGGGACCUGUUCACAGCUCUGGUCGAUUUGGAAGCUCUAGUCGAAACAGAAGCUGUACUCAUCGAUAGACUUUACGAUUACAUUGGUGCAACUGAGCGGCGGCUGUCACAACUUGAAAGACGUGCAGCCGAUUACAGAAAAGUGCACAGUGAGGCGAUUGAAGAUGUGGAUGCCUACCUUCACAAUCCAAUAAAUGCAUAUAAGCUAAUCAAACGGCUCACGAAAGACUGGGAACAGAUGGAAUCGCUAAUGUUUGAUUUUGAUGAGGAGGGGUGGAUAGAGAACCGGGGGCGGUUGAGGUUUCCUUCGGAGGUGGAUGUCCUGGGGGCGGUGACGGCUCUGUUGCGACUCCAAGACACCUAUAAGCUGGACACCUCCUCUCUAGCCCGGGGGCAGCUCAACGGUGUACAGUACACCACUCAAUUAACUGCUGACGACUGUUUUCAGAUAGGUCGACAAUCGUAUAAAAACCGUGACCAUUACCAUACAGUGCAAUGGAUGACUGAAGCCCUUCAACGGUAUCAUUACGCGGAUAACGUUAAACGAUUUCAUCACGAGGAUGACGUCAGACGAAGCGAGAUUCUAGAAUGCCUGGCAUAUUCUAGUUACAAGCAAGGCAACGUACGAUCUGCGUUACAGUUUAAUGAUGAAUUGUUGAAAACUAUUCCCGAUCAUCUAUUUGCCCUCAGCAACCGCACUGUCUACCUGGCAGACCUCAAAAAAGGGAAAAAGGGAAAAAUCGAUCAGCCAGAUGUAGACGAGGUCUACCGGCAACUAUGUCGCAAAGCUGUCUCUCCCUCUCCACAGUUGCUCUCUCAACUGAAGUGUCGCUACGUCCAUAGAAACCAACCAUUCCUCAGGAUCGGCCCACUCAAAGAAGAAGAAGUCUAUCUAGACCCUAGGAUAGUUUUGUAUCAUGACGUCAUCUACAACAGCGAAAUAGAAACCAUGAAGUUGGCACUGCCAAAGCUGCAAAGAGCCACAGUGGGCGAACAAAAGGAAGUGGCCAACUAUCGGAUCAUCAAAUCAGCAUGGCUGGAAGACACCGUUCACCCAUCCAUCGCGCGACUGGUCCGGCGUGUCGAGCUGAUGACGUCACUAACAUUGUCCACAGCGGAAGAUCUCCUUGUGGGCAACUACGGUAUUGGCGGUCACUAUAUGCCACACUACGAUUUUUUAAGAGGAUUUCCUAGGAAUUUUAUUGUUUACAAAGAGGAUCGAAUAGCUACAGUGCUGUUUUACUUGAGUGAUGUAGACCAGGGUGGAGCGACAGUGUUUCCAAAGCUGAAAGUGGCCGUGUGGCCACAGAAGGGAACAGCUGUUUGGUGGUACAACCAGCACCCCAGUGGGGAGUAUGACAAUGCCACAUUACAUGGCGCUUGUCCAGUUCUCGCCGGGUCCAAGUGGAUUGCAACAAAAUGGAUUGAUGAGGAAGGCCAGGUGUUCAGACGACCGUGCAAACUGCACAGAGACAGUCGCAACUGACAACCUCCUAUGACUAAAUAGAAUCAUCUACUAAUAGUUGUGUUGAAUAUCUGUUUUCAAGCAUUUUCUGACUAUAAAACCAUAAUUAUUAUCACAAUAGAGAUAGUUGUGUUGA